AUGAACUUUAUAACGGAAGCAGAUCGAGCUAAUUUGGAAAAGUCUGAAGGACUAAAAUUAUUUUACACAAAUUCAAAUCAAAGCAAAGAAUAUGAAUCACACAUAAAUGUUUUGAAGGAAAUAGCUGAUGAUUAUGAAAAAAUAAAAAUAUAUGUUAUUAACAUGAGUAGCAAUAAUAAUAGUUAUGGAUUUGAAUUUUAUGAUGAUAGUAAAUUAUUAAAAGGUUUUACAAAUUGUCAUAUAGGAGCAAUAACUUCAUUUUUAAGAAAAUAUAUGUCAUCAUGUAACUAUGGAAAUGGUGAAAUGGAAAAUGAUAAUGAAAAUGAUGAAGAAAAAAUAAAUAAAAAAAUUGAAAACUUAUUAAAAAGUAAUAAGAUUAUACUUUUUAUGAAGGGAAGUAAAACAUUUCCACAAUGUAAAUUUAGUAAUGCUGUUGUUUUUAUGUUAAAUAGCUUAAAAAUUAAAUAUAAUACAUAUGACAUUUUACAAGAUGAAGAUAUACGAAAUAAAUUAAAAAUAUAUUCAAAUUGGCCUACAUAUCCACAAUUAUAUAUUAAUACUGAAUUAAUAGGUGGUCAUGAUAUUAUUAAAAGCAUGUACGAUACAAAUGAAUUAAAAGAAAUAAUACCUUCAGAUUGUUUCGAAGUAUAA
Plasmodium yoelii is the source of this 651-nucleotide messenger RNA. RefSeq names its product glutaredoxin protein. Bases 1 to 651 code for a protein of 216 amino acids. The transcript has a single exon. Lineage: Eukaryota; Apicomplexa; Aconoidasida; Haemosporida; Plasmodiidae. The record is from RefSeq and is a predicted model, not a curated record.